AUGAGCUUUGGGGAUGUCAGAACCUUGCCUAUUCCUGUCCCAAAUGCCAAUCGCCUUCGCCAAGGAUGGAGAUUAAAUCCUGAUGGCGUGUUCUAUAUUUGCGCACUUGAAUCACUUGCCUGGGAUGGGCCGCAACGCCCCUUGCACCUCCUUUCGGGACAGGUGCAGAUUGCAUGGGUGGAGGAAGUGGUUAGUCCUGUUGUCGAUCACUCGCUGCAUGGGACAUUUGAAUGGAGCAAGCUAUCGUUACUAUACUCAGUUCAUUAUUACCAUGCUGUGUUCGAAAUAUUCAUCCUUCCUUCUGAGUCCCUCACCCACCCUAGUCAAGCACUGCUUCAAGAAGCCAUUAAUUCAUGUAUACAAGCUGAGCCCGAACUUUUCCUGCCAGAGUAUGACCAAUUUCCCAAUGGGGCGCAGCGGUAUUUGCGGUGUUUUGUUCACCCCAUGCCUCUGCCAAUGCCGUCACCUGAGCCCAUCCCUUUCCCAUAUCCCAGUGGAAAAGAAGGCUGGACUGUAGGAAAGACCUUGGGUGAAGUCUUCAUCAGGCGACUAGACCUGUCGAAAUGGUCAAAAGCUAUGAAGAGGGCAACAAUGGACACCAAUCAGGCCAUCGCUGAAUGUGUCUGUGUGCAGCACUGGAAGCAGCACCUUGCAGAGAAUAUCUCACAUGGGAUGUCAGGAUCAAUAGGUGUAGUUGUAUUGCAUGAGCUUGCCUCUGCAUUCGCUGAUUUCCGUUAUCACGACCGUUUCGAGCCUGCCGGACCCAUGUACCCUCCUGGGGCAGUUUGGUUCUUUUGUCGAUGCACUUUCAUCCAAGAUGGGUAUAUCCUGCUGCAAUUCAAUGGCCAUCCAUUUCGAUGCCUGGAAGAUGAUGAUGGCAUCUCAUCCGAUCCAGAAGAGUUCUAUAGUGAAAAUGAUUGGGACGUGGAGGAAGCGGAAGAUUCUUCCACAUCAGCCUCAGAAAUGCGAAACCCCCAUGAGUCGCCGUUGCUGCACACCUCCCCCUUCCACUCUUGGUGCAGUGGGAGGGGGCAUUCACUGUGUCCAGAGACUUCCAAACACUGUUAG
This is a messenger RNA of Cantharellus anzutake, 1068 nucleotides long. RefSeq lists its product as uncharacterized. The record is from RefSeq and is a predicted model, not a curated record. NCBI's taxonomy places the organism in Eukaryota, Fungi, Basidiomycota, Agaricomycetes, Cantharellales, Hydnaceae. The transcript has a single exon. Bases 1 to 1068 code for a protein of 355 amino acids.